AUGAAAGGCCUAUUCCCUGCCACUGCAUUGUGUUUGGUGAACAGGGCGGCCAUUGUUUGCCUUGCUUGUCGGCCAUGUUGGAGCAAAGCGGGCACAAAACGCAAGGACUUCUUUAGUUCGUCUUUGUCUUCCGCUUGUCUUGAUUUCGAUUCUUGCAUCCGUCUUUUUACUUCAUCACUUUCUUCUGAAUUUUUCGAGUUCUUUCUUUCUUUAUUUUUUCUUUUUUCUUUCUUUCUUUCUUUCUUUCUUUCUUUCUUUCUUUCUUUCUUUCUUUCUUUCUUUCUUUCCGUCUUUUCUUCUUAUUUCAUUCAUACGCUUUCUUUCUUUAAAACUGGUAAUCAUUUUUACGUUUCCCUCCGUUCUUUUUUCUUUUACGAAAUUCUACCUUUUUUCUUUCUUUUUUUUUCCGGGCCACUAGCGAGAGCUUUAAUUUGGAAACAUUUUUCUUUCUUUCUUUCUUUCUUUCUUUCUUUCUUUCUUUCUUUCUUCCUUCCUUUCUUUCUUUCUUUCUUUCAUUCUUUCUUUCUUUCUUUCUUUCUUUCUUUCAAAGACAGAAAGAACCUGGGAAAAAGUAGAUAG
Messenger RNA from Acanthosepion pharaonis, 579 nucleotides. Lineage: Eukaryota; Metazoa; Mollusca; Cephalopoda; Sepiida; Sepiidae. The record is from the annotation of a GenBank genome assembly.